AAAGACCGACUCCAGCUAAGCAAGAGGCACAGCAGCAGUGGCAGAAGCAGACAGGAGCAGCUGGUAUUCCGGUGAUUAAAUAGUUCUCAUAGCCUUUUUGCUGUACCCAGUCUGCUCCCUGGUGUAAUGCUCGUGUCCGAGAAGGAAGCUGCAUUUUAACGGUGUGCUGAACAGAGGUCUGAAUCAUUCCAGCUGGCUGCUUGUUUUGAAAAGGACAAUGUGUGUAUAAAUAAAAAGACUGCUGGAAGGGUCCAGACACCAGCACCGGAGCUGAGGAGUGCUCUCAGAAUCCUGUUGAGGCAGAUGGCACGAACUGAAAGCUCCGCUAAUUAACGCGGAGCCAAGUAAACCUGAAUUCUGGAUAUCUCAUUUUCUAACUCCGGAUAAAUUCAAGUUAGCAAAAGAAAAAAAAAACAUAUAUUGAAAUGCUUCUGUAGAUUAUGCUUAAAGGACACUGCAGCAAUUCUUGGUAUUGGACAUAGCAUCUCAGCUGUUGCCUUCCUGGUCCGCUGACUACCAGAUUUGACUCAUUUGUGAUUCCUUCGAGAAUCUCCCAUGAUUUGCAAUGGUUACAUGAAUGUUUGGGAAGGGAAACUGGCACCAUCUUACUAUAUGUUCUCCAUGGCACAUUAGGGAAAGAAGCCAGAAAAGGCUUCCAACGCAUUGAUUUUUAAAAUGAAUCUUAUUGUAAAGUUUCGGAGAAGCUUUCGAACACUGAUUGUUCUCUUAGCUACCUUUUGCUUGGUGAGCAUCGUCAUUUCUGCCUACUUCCUGUACUCUGGCUACAAACAGGAAAUGACACUUAUUGAAACUACUGCGGAAGCAGAGUGCGCUGACAUCAAAAACCUCCCUUAUCGGUCUUUAGAGCUGAAAACCAUCAAGCCUAUUGAUACAUCCAAAACUGACCCUACUGUUCUUCUCUUUGUAGAGAGCCAGUAUUCGCAACUUGGUCAAGAUAUUAUAGCAAUCUUGGAGUCCAGCCGGUUUCAGUACCAGAUGGUCAUUGCUCCAGGCAAGGGAGACAUACCACCUCUUACCGAUAGUGGCAAAGGGAAGUACACAUUGAUUAUAUAUGAAAAUAUUCUGAAGUACGUCAGCAUGGACUCAUGGAACCGGGAGCUUUUAGAAAAAUACUGUAUAGAAUACAGUGUUAGCAUAAUUGGUUUUCAUAAAGCCAACGAGAACAGCUUACCAACUACACAACUGAAAGGGUUUCCUUUGAACUUAUUCAAUAAUGUAGCUCUGAAGGACUGCUCUGUAAACCCCCAGUCUCCCCUGCUCCAUAUUACCAAAGGCCCCAAAGUUGAAAAGGGACCUCUUCCUGGGGAAGACUGGACAAUUUUUCAAUAUAACCAUUCUACCUACCAGCCAGUGAUUUUAACUGAGUUACAGACAGAAAAGUCCCUCUCUUUCUUGUCCAGCCAAACACUUUAUGCUACAAUAAUUCAGGAUCUGGGGCUUCAUGACGGGAUCCAGCGAGUUCUUUUUGGUAACAACUUGAACUUUUGGUUGCACAAGCUCAUUUUCAUUGACGCCAUCUCUUUCUUGUCCGGGAAGAGGCUGACACUAUCCUUGGACAGGUACAUCCUUGUGGACAUUGAUGACAUAUUUGUGGGGAAAGAGGGCACGAGGAUGAAUGUCAAAGAUGUGAAGGCAUUACUAGAGACUCAAAACUUACUGCGCACUCAGGUUGCCAAUUUUACCUUCAACCUUGGAUUUUCAGGGAAGUUUUACCACACAGGAACCGAAGAAGAAGAUGAAGGCGAUGACCUUCUGCUGAGGUCUGUGGAUGAGUUCUGGUGGUUUCCUCACAUGUGGAGUCACAUGCAGCCCCACCUCUUCCACAAUGAGUCAUCUUUAGUGGAACAGAUGAUUCUCAACAAAGAAUUUGCCCUGGAACAUGGAAUUCCGAUCAACCUGGGCUAUGCAGUGGCCCCACAUCACUCAGGGGUCUACCCAGUCCAUAUUCAGCUGUAUGCAGCUUGGAAGAAGGUCUGGGGUAUUCAGGUCACCAGCACUGAAGAGUAUCCACAUCUGAAACCUGCACGGUACAGGAAGGGCUUCAUUCACAAUAGCAUCAUGGUCCUCCCUCGACAGACCUGUGGACUGUUCACGCAUACUAUUUUCUACAAGGAGUAUCCAGGAGGACCUCAAGAACUGGAUAAAAGUAUCAAAGGAGGUGAACUUUUCCUCACAAUCCUUCUAAAUCCAAUCAGCAUUUUCAUGACACAUCUGUCUAACUAUGGGAAUGACCGCCUCGGCUUAUACACCUUCGUGAACUUGGCCAACUUUGUGCACAGCUGGACCAACUUGAAACUGCAGACCCUGCCUCCAGUGCAACUGGCCCACAAGUACUUUGAGCUCUUCCCUGAGCAGAAAGACCCUCUCUGGCAGAAUCCAUGUGAUGAUAAACGACACAAAGACAUCUGGUCCAGGGAGAAAACUUGUGAUCAUUUACCAAAAUUCCUUGUGAUUGGUCCACAGAAAACAGGAACAACUGCACUUUAUUUAUUUCUUCUAAUGCACCCCUCCAUCAUCAGCAAUCUCCCUAGCCCAAAAACCUUUGAAGAAGUUCAAUUUUUUAACGGCAACAACUAUCACAAGGGAAUUGAGUGGUAUAUGGACUUUUUCCCAACUCCUUCCAACAUUACCAGUGAUUUCCUAUUUGAAAAGAGUGCUAACUACUUCCACUCAGAAGAGGCGCCCAAAAGAGCUGCAUCUCUUGUUCCCAAAGCCAAGAUCAUCACUAUCCUUAUAGACCCCUCGGACAGGGCAUAUUCUUGGUACCAGCACCAACGAUCUCAUGAAGAUCCAGCUGCCCUGAGGUUCAAUUUCUAUGAAGUUAUCACAACAGGACAUUGGGCCCCUCCUGAUUUAAAAACAUUGCAGAGGAGAUGUCUGGUACCUGGGUGGUAUGCAGUACACAUAGAACGAUGGCUGGCCUACUUUUCUACUUCCCAGUUACUAAUUAUUGAUGGACAGCAGCUGAGAUCUGACCCAGCUACUGUGAUGGAUGAAGUCCAGAAGUUUCUGGGAGUUACACCUCAUUAUAAUUACUCGGAAGCACUAACGUUUGAUCCCCAGAAAGGCUUUUGGUGUCAACUACUAGAAGGAGGAAAAACAAAAUGCCUUGGGAAAAGCAAAGGCCGAAAAUACCCACCCAUGGAUCCAGAGUCCAGAACUUUCCUCUCCAGUUACUAUCGCGACCACAAUGUGGAGCUCUCGAAGCUGUUGCACAGGCUGGGGCAGCCUCUGCCCUCUUGGCUGAGACAGGAACUGCAGAAAGUGAGAUAGCACGCUGGAGGAGAACAUGGCACAGAGACAUCGUAAAGUAGAAAAAAGCAAACGACACAACUUUAUCCUUUUCAUACACUUGUGAUUGUCAGGAGAGGACUGUGAAUAAGUUCCUAUCGAUGCUUUCCAUCAAAUGAAAACAUAUAUGCACGCAUUGGCAAUUAUUAGCGUUAUUCUUUACUUAAGGCUUUUGGAAAAUAAAAUAUGGGGUUUGUGGC
This is a messenger RNA of Grammomys surdaster, 3512 nucleotides long. RefSeq names its product N-deacetylase and N-sulfotransferase 4 (gene Ndst4). The coding region runs from base 676 to 3294 and encodes 872 amino acids. Gene Ontology annotation, molecular function: deacetylase activity; heparan sulfate N-sulfotransferase activity. The record is from RefSeq and is a predicted model, not a curated record. Gene Ontology annotation, cellular component: Golgi apparatus. The transcript has 14 exons. NCBI's taxonomy places the organism in Eukaryota, Metazoa, Chordata, Mammalia, Rodentia, Muridae.